This is a messenger RNA of Myzus persicae (green peach aphid), 2350 nucleotides long. RefSeq names its product protein embryonic gonad-like. Lineage: Eukaryota; Metazoa; Arthropoda; Insecta; Hemiptera; Aphididae. Gene Ontology annotation, biological process: regulation of DNA-templated transcription. The transcript has 3 exons. The record is from RefSeq and is a predicted model, not a curated record. Gene Ontology annotation, molecular function: sequence-specific DNA binding; DNA-binding transcription factor activity; zinc ion binding. Bases 659 to 2023 code for a protein of 454 amino acids.
UUCUGGUUCCGUCUCGGACGAUCACACGUGCCCGGCGCGCUCAGUCCCAUUAUUGCCGGCGAUCCCGUCGCGGCCACAGCGUACACGCGAUAUAGUAUAGGUACUACCAUCGCAGUCAACGACGACGUGGUACGAAAUUUAUAGCGUCGGACCCGCAAAGGUUUAAGACAUUUUUUUAAAUUCCAAAUUUAUUUUUUUUAACCGGUCGUUUUCGACGUGAUAAUAAUAGCUCACUCAGGAACAUAAUAGUAUUUAGGUAUUUCGUUUUUGAGAGGCCCCGCGGUCACUGGGAUCGACAAUUAAUACAAUAACAAUAAAACUAUACGAGUGCCUACCUAUAAAUUUAACGAUAACAUAUUUUAUAGUUAUACACUCUAAAACACCGUUUUUGCCGCGGGUUUCGUUUUUUCCGAUCGCAAUCAUACAACUAACUAACUCGACUACACGCGUCGCCGUUCAUCCAAGUUAAACAUAUUUUUUUUUGUUUUCAUUUGUUUUAUAUUACCAAUCUCGUAUUACUAUCGUCGGUUUCGCGACGUGCGAUGGUCCGGUCGCGCGAUCCGCCGGCAAUCGGUUGCAGGUGACGACAGACGACCGUCAGCACACAGCACUCGAACGUCGCUCGUCCAACGAUGACGACCGAUGACGAACGCCGGACAUGAACACUGGACCCGGUCAGGGCGCCCAUGGGCCAUCGUCUCUACCACACUGGUGGCCCGCCGACCCUCGUCACACCACUUCAUCCACCUCGGAUGUCAUGAGUCAGCUAUGUCGUGUGUGCGGAGAACCAGCCGCCGGUUUUCAUUUCGGAGCGUUCACGUGUGAAGGAUGCAAGUCGUUUUUCGGUCGGACUUACAACAACCUGAGUUCGAUAUCGGAAUGCAAGAACAACGGCGAGUGCGUGAUCAACAAGAAGAACAGGACGUCGUGCAAGGCGUGCCGGCUGCGCAAGUGUCUGGUGGUGGGCAUGUCCAAGAGCGGCUCCCGGUACGGUCGGCGGUCCAACUGGUUCAAGAUCCAUUGCCUGCUCCAGGAACAGCAGCAGCAGCAUCAUCAAAAUCACAACAACAACAACAACCAGCACCAUCAGCAACUCCCACACCACCACCAGCAGCUGCAGCAGCAGCAGCAGCAGCAGCAUCAACAACUCUCGCAUCAGCAACAACAACACAGGACAUCCGCGGGCCUGAAUUUUCAGCAACAGUCGGCGGCGGGUUGCAGAGUGUCGCUGGAUCAGGGCCGGACGCCACCGCUUUGGGCGGACGUCAAACACCACUUGCGCCUGGACGCGGACAACAACAACUCCGUAGCCGGUGACCUGAAUAAAGACGGCGCCGCCGGCCGGCUGUCCGUGUCGGCUGCUGCCGCCGCUGCGGCCGUCGUGCAGGCUGUCCGACCGGAACUGCUGCGUUGGCCCUCGCCGUUCUUCUCGGCGUUUCCGUUCCCUCCACCCGCACCGUUCUUCCUAGCCUUACAGCAGCAACAGCAGCAGCAGCAGCAGCAACUGCAGCAGUCACCGCAGCCGCCAACGCCGCCUUUGCAAUCACGCGGUCACCGGUCAUCGCGAAGUCCGUCGUAUCGGUCGUCGACCGCAGACGACGACAGCGGUGCAGGUGACCGUGACGAAGACGGCGAUGACGACGACGACGGGCCGCCAUCUUCCAAGCGCGUCGCCGUCCACCGUGACCCACCGCCGGUCCAGGAUUCGCCGAUGGACCUGUCGGUGACCGCGACCGCGUCCACGCCGUCUCGGCCGCCAUCCCUCGGUUCCCCGUCGCUCCUCCCGUACGUCGGCGGACGAUCGCCCGGCCACAGCCCAGAGGACCGGUUGCGCCGCAGGCGGCGGCGGAGACGGCAUCUGCAGGUAGACUUCGACGCUGCUGUCCGGACGUCCGGUUCGGACAACGACGACAGCGCGGCCGGAAGUGACUCGGCGUCAUUGUCAGACUCGAACGGAUCGGUCGACGGCCAUCCAGAGCCGGAGAAAAACGCGCCUCUGGACUUGACGUGCAACCGGUCGUAGACGAAAUUUUAUCUCUAAUAUUAUUAUUAGUAUUAUUAUUAUCAUUAUUGUGUAACGUAAUAAGAUUUUCGGUGUUUUUUCCGUUCUAUUUUCUCUCUCUCAUUAUCCGUCUCUAUUUCCUACGAAAUGUCGCUCACUCUGUAUCAUAAUGUAAUGACGUAAAAACCACGCUGAAUGUAUGUUAAAAUACAAUUAUUAUCAUUAUACUAUUAUUAUUAUUAUUUGUAUAUAUAUAUAUUGUAUAUAAUAUUAUAUAGUGUUAUAUGGCGAGAUCGAAUCGCUGUUCACGUGUACGUAAACAAAUUGUAAUAAACGAUGCGUGUAUAA